This is a messenger RNA of Didymodactylos carnosus, 2088 nucleotides long. Lineage: Eukaryota; Metazoa; Rotifera; Eurotatoria; Philodinida; Philodinidae. The record is from the annotation of a GenBank genome assembly.
GAUGACUCAGGAAAAUGACUGCCAUUCGAGAAUCACAACAGAUGGAGAGAUCGGCCUUGCGCAGUUGUAGAGAGCGCUGUGGACUGUCUGGCCACUAUGUUAUAAUUAAAACUUAUUGAUUGUGACAAUAAUUGCUGGGGGUUUCGGAAGUCCUUGUUGCAAGGAUAUGCAUUCCAAAACCUUGCCACGGAUUCUGACUACGCAAAGCAUAUCUCAUAAAAACUGUUGCAACAAAAGUUGUUCCCUAUGAAAUUCUACGUGGAAUAAGCGAAAUAGGUUUUUUUUCUAAUGAAAAAAACUUCAAAAAAUUAUUAAUUAAAAACUUUCAAAAUUAAAAAUGUUUUAAUUUUCGUUUAACUUCUGUUCAAAAUUUUUUCUUGAAAUUCCGUUCCGCUUAUGCCAUGCAGAAUGACAUCAACUACAACUUCGCUAGCGAAAAGUUUUCUCAGAAAUUCUUUGUUAUCGCGCAAUCGCUGGCAAGGCUUUCAAAAAUUACUUUUUAUGCUUAAAAGUAGAAAAAACACUCUUUUUACAAUUUUUCACUUAAAAACCUAUGUCGUUCGAAAACUUUUUAAAGCAUAUUAUAUACAAACAAAGAUUGUCUACAAAAUAACUCUGCCGCGACGGUGAUCGGACAUUCCAAUAAAAUGGGGGUUGAUCCUUCCUUAAAUUAAAAGUUGCACUAAGAAAUCUAUCAAAAAACUCAUUCCAAUUGAAUAUACCGGUUCCGUUUUUCGAAGUUAUCUUGGUAGAUUUACAGAAUGUUGCUUUUAAAUAGACUUCUAGUCAAUAGUGUGCUAAUUUUCGGUUUUCAGUUUCAUGGUAUUCGAAGAGAGUGUUGCAGCUCAGUGAAAAAUGGUGAAAAAAAAACUGAAUCGAGUGAUGUAUUUUGCGAAAACAGAAAUGUUGUGGGAAGUUUUAGCAAAACACAUCACUCGAUUCAGUUUUCAACGCUGAUCAUAUGCGCCUGGUUUUCAUAAUGAAAAAACUACAAAAGAAAGUUAUAUCAUAGUUUCCUUGUCCUUCUUUUCAGAAAGAACAGUAGGAAAGUAAAAACUUUUCUUUUCCAGAAGAAAGAAAAGUCAGGUUUUACUUUUGUUUUUGUGAGAAAGAAAUGAGAAAGUGCCACUCCUAUCUAGUCCUAGAGAGAUGUAACCGGAAAUAGACUAAACAUGAUAUUUAGUUUCUUACAUUCUUAUUGUAAACAGACAAGUCUGGGACACGUUUGUGAAACGACCAAUCGCUAAGUCUAUGAAACGGAUCAAUUACUAUCAAAAAAUGUACUUCUGUGUUUCAUCGGGCAUUUGAGAAUUUUCUGUCAUUAAAAAGUUCAAGAGGAAUCCCUGGAAAAAUCGAUCCACUAGUAGUAUUUGCUGUAUAAAAUCACGAACACAAAUUGAAUAAUAAACAGAUUUUUGCUAUGAUCUUAUAGAGAAUUCAAACCGACAUCUUUCUGAAAAAGAGUCGCGUCACAAAGUUGAAAAGAAAGGUGUUAUAAGCAAAAAUCCGAAAGAGCCAAUUGUUUUUAUGUGACCAAAUAGAACAAAUGUCGUUCAUUAUGUUUUAGAAGCUGCAUAUACAAGCAAACUGAGACGACAUAUAAUACCUUGCCUGUUAGAAUCAAAUUAUGCCGCUGAAGAUUGGUUAGGAGUUUUAUUCGGUGAAAAAAUUUACAUAGAUUUUGACAAACAAUUUUUUGACGAUGCCAUGAAAGAAUUAGUUGGAGAAAUUUUAAAUAUUGAAAAAAUAUUAUCCUGUAACGAAAAAAUACGUGAUGAUGAUAGUCCAGAUAAUUCAAUAUCAAAUUGCUUUAGAAUAUUGUCUUCCCAGGAUCAAGAUCCAUUAAAAUGGAAUUCGGAUCAAGUGGAAGCCUGGCUUAGCGAGAGAAAACUUGAACUAUUUUUAUUUGGUCUAUCGAAGAUAAAUGGAAGAGCGCUCAAAGAAUUGCUUAAUACCAAGCAUAAGCAUUACGACCAUUAUCGAUCUGAUAUGUUAAAAUUUCUAGAUCCAUUACAUUCUGAACAUGAACGAAGUAAUUUAAUUUUAAGAUUUAGUGCCGAUUUGGAAAUGUUAUUUGAAAAACAUUAG